GGUUCCUAGAAAGGUUUAGAGAGAGGGGUGGGAAGGCUGUGAGAGUCGCUUCCGGAUUGGCUCAACUCUGCGGAGCAACCUUGAAUUGUCUGCAGCAAUAAUUCAACGAUUCAGAGAAAGAGAGAGAGUCAGUAAGGGAGAGCAGCUCACAAUUCUAUGGCUAAUUUCUGGAAAGUGAUUUGGCAGAAGCCCUUCCUGUGAGCUGUAUCAGUCUUUGCUUAUGCCUGGCCUUCUUGCAGAGGGAGUGCAUGGAGAUUAUUUUUUGAGGGACAAACUACUAGGAGUGGCUUUGGUUCCACCUCCCCCCUUUUUUAUUACGAAUAAAAAUGGCUACUGAGUAUAGAACUUUGCCAGCCCUGGGUCUCCAGCUGCAGGCUGUGUUGGGACCAGGACCAAAGCGGAAGGAGCUGGAUUCUGUGUGCCUUGAACCACAGAGAGGACUGGGAAAUGGCUUUCCUGUCAACCCAAUCAAGAAUACUCAGGAAUUCUGGGAAAGAACCCCAGGAGAACAAGGUAAGCGGGAACCUUGUGAGGAGUUGCAAGAGAACUGGGAAGCCCGAUGGCAGGAGUUCCUGAAGACGGUGGAGUCUGCCCCUUUGGAUCAGGGCACCCCACAAACCCCGGGGCCCAUGCCCAUUGGCAGCAGCAAGGAUUUCCUAGCCCACUUUGAGGGAGCUGCUGGUGCCACAUACGGGGCUGCUGACCCCCUGUUAGGCCUUGGUUCAGGGAUUCAAGAGAGCCUCCUGUUGGCAAAAGAUCCUGCAGGAUGUGUGAAAGUGAAGGAGGAGAGUGUGGAUGGAGACGCCUCCAUUGUCUUGGACGCCUGUCGCCAACGCUUCAGGCAGUUUGCCUACCAAGAGGCCGAGGAGCCCCGAGCAGCUUGUGACCGGCUCCAGGAACUUUGCCACGGGUGGCUGAAGCCGGAGAGAUACAGCAAGGGGCAGAUGGUGGAGUUGGUGGUCCUGGAGCAGUUUCUGACUGUCCUCCCGCCGGAAAUGCAGAGCUGGGUCGAGGCAGGCGGGCCGGGGAGCUGCGCCCAAGCAGUGGCCCUGGCAGAGGAGUUCCUGCAGAGGCAGGAAGGGCAGGUUCUGGAAUCCCUGAAGGAGGAGAUGGCAAAUCCCACCGAGAAAGAAGAGGGCGCUCUUCAAGACUCUUGGCAGAGGUCGGUCUUCCAAGAUAUCAAAGAAGAGGGCAACGAUGGAGCCACCAGCUUCUUGGCAGGUGAUGAGUGGAUGUGUGGAAAUGAGCCAAAUACGGCUGCAUAUUCUGUGGAAGUGGAACCUCAAGAAGUGUUACCAAGAAGAGCUGAACGGAAUACAUCUCAGAUUUCCAAUCUGGGAGAUGAAGCAAACGAGGAGGACAGCCUGAUUCACCACCAGAGCAGGCAUGAGGAACUGGAGGACAGAUUCCUCCAGCAGGGUAAGGAGAAGACUGAAAAUGCUCCCCUUGAAUGUGGAAAUAUCUUGAGAGAGGCAUCUGAUUUUCUGGUUCAUGGAAUAACUCAGGCACAGAAAUCUUUGUUCAAAUGCCCUGAUUGUGGGCAAAACUUCAGCAGGAGAUCGGUCCUCAUUAACCAUCAGAGGAUCCACACAGGAGAGAAGCCCUUCAAAUGCUCUGUUUGUGGGAAGGGCUUCCGCCAGCAUUCACAGCUCAUUAACCACAAGAGAAUCCAUACAGGGGAGAAACCAUAUAGCUGCCCUGACUGUGGGAAACGCUUUGGGGACCCCUCACACCUGCUAAGGCAUAAGAGGACACACACGGGAGAAAGGCCGUAUAAGUGCUCAGCCUGCGGGAAGAGUUUUUCCACAGGGACAGAGCUCCUCGUGCACGAGAGAACUCACACCAGCGAAAAGCCAUGCCAGUGCCCUGACUGUGGACAAAGCUUUAGCAGGAUGUCCGUCCUCAUUAAUCACCAGAGAAUCCACACAGGAGAAAAGCCAUACAAAUGCUCAGAUUGUGGGAAGUACUUCCGACAGCGUUCGCAGCUUGUUAACCACCAGAGAAUCCACACGGGGGAGAGGCCAUAUGUGUGCUUAACCUGUGGGAGGAGUUUCAGUGACCCAUCGCAUCUCAUCCGGCACAAGAGAACCCACACAGGAGAGAAGGCCUGCCAAUGCUCUGUAUGUGGGAAGGGCUUCAGCACCAGCGCCUACCUUAUUACUCAUCUGAGAAUCCACACAGGAGAGAAACCAUAUCAGUGCUCGAACUGUGGGAAAAGCUUCAAUCACAAUUCAGCUCUCAUUGCUCAUGAGCGGCUCCACAGGGGAGAGAAGCCGUACAAAUGUGCAGAUUGUGGGAAAAGCUUCAACAGCAGCUCACAGCUUACCACGCACAUAAGAACCCACACCGGGGAAAAGCCAUACAAGUGCACCAAUUGCAGUAAAGAUUUUACCAGCCGGACUGAGCUAGUCACUCACGAGAGGAUCCACACAGGAGAGAAACCGUAUACAUGUGCCGAGUGUGGGAAAAGCUUCAGCCAGCGAUCGCACCUUAUCACACAUGAGAGGAUCCACACAGGCGAGCGGCCCUAUGUGUGCUCAGAGUGUGGGAAGAGCUUCAAUAACAAUUCGAGCUUCAUUGUGCACAAGAGGACUCAUACGGGAGAGAAACUAUACACAUGCUCCAUCUGUGGGAGAAGCUUUAGUGACCAUUCGAACUUUAACAAACAUCAACUUAUGCUCCUGAACCGAGUUAGGAUGUGGCUUACUUUAAGCCGUCUUUGCUUAAAUUCUGAUGGCUUCCUUGAGCUGUGGUUUGGGCUCCCCCCUCCCCAACUUUUUAGAAGAAAAAUGGCUACCAAGCACAAAACUAUGCCAGCCCUGGGUCUCCAGCUGCGGGCUGCCUUAGGACCAGGACUGAAGGAAAAGGAGCUGGAUUCCCUGUGCCUCGAACCAGAGGGAGGCCUAGAAAAGAGCCUUCUUGUCAACCGGGUCAAGAUGACUAAGGAAUUAUGGGAAAGAGCCCCACCAGAACAAGGUAAAUGGGAGUUGCAAGAGAGCUGGGAAGCCCGGUGGCAGGAGCUCCUGAAGACGGUGGAGUCUGUCUCUUCGGAUCGGGGGACCCCACAAACCUUGGGUCCCAUGCCUGUUGGCGGCAGCAAGGAUUUCCUAGCCCAAUUUGAGGGAGACGCUGGCACCACAGGUGGGGCAUCUGAACCUCUCUUAGGCCUCAGUUCGGAGAUCCAAGAGACAGAGAACUUCCUGUUGGCGAAAGAUCCUGCAGGUUGCAUGAAAGUGAAAGAAGAGAUCGUGAGUGGAGAGACCUGCUCUGUCUUGGACACCUGUCGCCAACGCUUCAGGCAGUUUGCCUACCAAGAGGCCGAGGAGCCCCAAGCAGCUUGUGACCGACUCCAGGAACUUUGCCACGGGUGGCUGAAGCCGGAGAGACACAGCAAGGGGCAGAUGGUGGAGUUGGUGGUCCUGGAGCAGUUUCUGACUGUCCUCCCCCCGGAAAUGCAGAGCUGGGUCGAGGCAGGCGGGCCGGGGAGCUGCACCCAAGCAGUGGCCCUGGCGGAGGAGUUCCUGCAGAGGCAGGAAGGGCAGCUGCUGAAUCCUCUGAAGCAAGAGACGAUGAAUCCCCUUGAGACAGAGGAUGUUCUUCAAGAUGCUUGGCAGAGGCUGGUCUUCCCUGAUAUCGAGCAAGAGGGCGAUGAUGGAGCCACCCCUUUCUUAGCAGGUGACAAGUGGGUGUGUGGAAAUGAGCUAAAUCAGGCUGGAAAUUCCGUGACAGUGGAACCCCAGGUGACAUUACCAGGUAGAGCUGAAUGGAAUACAUCUCAGAGUCCCAACCUGGGAGAUGAAGCCUUUGAGAGUCACCCAAGAAACUGCCCAGCAAAAGAGGACAGCCUAAUUAACCACCAGGGGAGGUAUGAGGAACUGGCAGACAGAAUAGUCCAGCAGGGUAUCCUCGAGGAUAAGACCGAAAAUGCUCCCCUUGAAUGUGGCAAUGCCUUCAGGGAGAUGUCUGAUCUUCUGGUGCAUGGAAUAACCGAAACACAGAGAUCUCUGUACAAAUGCCCAGAUUGUGGGCAAGACUUUAGCAGCAAAUCAGUCCUCAUUAAACAUCAGAGAAUCCACACAGGAGAGAAACCCUUCAAAUGCUCUGUUUGCGGGAAAGGCUUCCGCCAACACUCACACCUUGUUAACCAUGAGAGGAUCCAUACGGGAGAGAAGCCAUAUAGCUGCCCCAGCUGCGGGAAAAGCUUUGGUGACCCCUCACACCUCAUCAGGCAUAAGAGGACCCACAUGAGAGAGAGGCCCUAUAAGUGCUUGGCCUGCACAAAGAGCUUCUGCACAGGGAAUGAGCUUCUCAUGCAUGAGAGAGUACACAUGAAUGAAAAAUUGUGUCAGUGCACUGCCUGUGGGCAAACGUUCACCAGGAUGUCAGUCCUAAUUAGCCAUCAGAGGAUCCAUACAGGAGAGAAGCCAUACAAAUGCUCAGAGUGUGGAAAGUGCUUCCAGUACAACUCACAGUUUGUGAAACAUCAGAGAAUCCACACAGGAGAGAAGCCAUAUGAAUGUUCAGCGUGUGGGAAGUGCUUCCGACAGCAUUCCCAGCUUGUGAACCACCAGGGAAUCCACACAGGAGAGAAGCCACAUAAAUGCUCAGAGUGUGGGAAGUGCUUCCGACAGCACUCGCAACUUGUGAAACACCAGAGAAUCCAUACAGGAGAGAAGCCAUACAAAUGCUCAGAGUGUGGGAAAUGCUUCCGACAGCAGUCACAACUUGGGAACCAUCAGAGAAUCCACACAGGGGAGAGGCCGUAUGUAUGUUCAGACUGUGGGAGGAGCUUCAGUGACCCAUCUCACCUCAGCAGACAUAAAAGAACACACACAGGAGAGAAACCUUGUAAGUGUUCUGUUUGUGGGAAAAGCUUCAGCACCAGUGCCUACCUUAUUACUCAUCUGAGAAUCCACACAGGAGAGAAACCAUAUCAGUGUUCAGAGUGCGGGAAAAGCUUCAACCACAAUUCUGCUCUCAUUGCCCAUGAGAGACUCCACAGGGGAGAGAAGCCAUAUAAAUGCCCAGAUUGUGGGCAAAACUUUAGCAGCAGAUCAAUCCUUAUUAAACAUCAGAGAAUCCACACAGGAGAAAAGCCUUUCAAAUGCUCCAUUUGUGGGAAGAGCUUCCGCCAGCACUCACAGCUUAUAAAUCAUGAGAGAAUCCACACCGGAGAGAAACCAUUUAGUUGCCCUGACUGUGGGAAAAGCUUUGGAGACCCCUCCCAUCUGAUCAGGCAUAAGAGAACCCACACAAGAGAGAGGCCUUACAAAUGCUUGGUCUGUGGGAAAAGCUUCUGCACAGGGAAUGAACUUCUUCUGCAUGAAAGAACCCACACAAGUGACAAAUUUUAUCGGUGCUCUGUCUGUGGGAAAAGCUUCAGGAGGAGGUCUGCCCUUGUCACUCACCAAAGGAUCCACACAGGAGAGAAGCCAUACAAAUGCUCUGAGUGUGGUAAGUGCUUCCGAGAGCGGUCGCCACUUGUGAAACAUCAGAGAAUCCACACAGGAGAGAAGCCAUACAAGUGCUUGGAAUGUGGAAAGUGCUUUCGCCAGAACUCACAACUGGUGAACCACCAAAGAAUCCACACAGGGGACCGGCCAUAUGUGUGUUCAGAUUGUGGGAGGAACUUCAGCGACCCAUCACACCUCAUCAGGCACAAGAAAAUCCACACAGGAUGAGAAACUUUGUAAGUCCUGGUUUGCAGUACUUGCUUUAUUUCUCAUCUGCGAAUCCCUUAUCAGUGGAUUUGGAGAGAAACCAUAUCAGUGCUCAAGAGUGCAGGGAAAACUUCAACCAUAAUUUGGCUGUUACUGCUCAUGAGAGGCUCCAUGGCAGGGAAAAACUACAAAUGUGUAGAUUGCAAGACAGGAUUCAACCGUAGGUCACAGCUGAUUACACAGAGGAAAGACCACGCAGGCAAAAACUGUACAAGUGCACAGUUCGGGGAAAAGAUUUUAUUAGUUAGUCACUUACCAGAGCAGGGGCUGUCAACCUUUCCACCAUCAUGGCCCACUUGAAAGGGCAGGCCUCAAUCACUUGGGGCACCAGUCACAAAAUGGUGGCAGAUGGAGAUGAGGUUUGGCAUAAUCAAUUGGCAAUCACCAUUUUUUAUUGGUUUCUAAUCUCACCUUGGACAUUUCUAAACUCUGCCACAGCAAUUUCCUUGUGGCAAGGAGUUCCAUUGUGCAGCUUUGCUCGAGCUAUGUGCAGACAUUGGAAGUAUCAUGACUCAGCCUCCCCACUUUGGGCAGAAUUUGCUCAUCCAGUGGCAGUAAUUGGAGAAGCUGGUUUAUUUUAUAUUCUCCUGUCUCCCAUUGCCUCUCAAAGUGUUUUUACUCAUUGCCUCAUUUCUUCUCCCAUCCUCCUUUCACACUUAACUUGUACCCUACCCUAGGCCCACCCCAACCUUCCAGUUUCUUUCAUCCCUCGUAUAACAGUUUUCCUCCAUCAUUCCCUUAAUUUCUCUUCCCAUAUUGAAUAUUUAGUAAAUAUCUAAUAUAUUUUAACCUUUUUACUUUUCUAAUUUCCUUCAGUGCCUCCUCUGGGUCUUUUUCCUCAGAAGAGGGAGACCUUUCCUGUCUCCUGGCCAACUUUCCUUAGCAUGUGGGGAACUUGUUGGCACUGUCAUUGGUCCAACCAAAAUGGCUGCAGGGCGUGCAAAUGAGGAGGCACUGGGUGCGCUAUGUUACUGAGGCCAAUUUUUGGUCCCUGGCCCACCAUUUGAGAAAUGCUGUAUUAUUUAUUUGUUUUAUUUAUUUCUUACAUUUAUUCCCCACCUUUAUUUCAUCAUAGAACCCAAGGUGGCAUUAUCCCAGGCGGUCUCCCAUGCAGGCCCUGACCAGACCCAGACCUGCAUAGCUUCAGCAAGGUGGUGGCCUCAUGCGCCCUCAGAGCAUAGCCUGGGACCAAUUAUAGGAUCUGUGAGGGAAAGAAGCCUUAGUGACCAUUCAAACUUGAAUGAGCAUCAGCUUAUGCACAGGGGGAGAGAAAUGUGGGACGAGGAUAGACUUCUGGAUACGGCUGAAUGUUAAGGUGUGAAAAAUAUUGCAGUUUGGUCCGCAAUAGUCUCUCAGUAUCUACUAGGGUGAUCAUGUCAUAUGAAUACAGACAUAACACAAUUCCUUCUGAGUUGUUGAGCUCUUCCUGUGACAAGGACAUGAGAACAUAAGACGAGCCUGGCUGCUGGAUCAGGCGAAAGGCCCAUCUAGUCCAGCAUUCUGUCCUCACAGUGGCCAAAGAGAUGCUCCGCUGGGAGGCCUGCAAGCAGGACCCGAACACAACAGUGCUCUCACCUCUGCGAUUCCCCACAAUUGGGUAUUCAGGGACAUAUACUACCUAUGACAUUGAACAUAUCCAUCAUGACUAGUAGCCAUUGAUAGCUUCCUCCUCCUCCUCCAUGACUUGAUCUAACAUUUAAAGCCAGCAGAGCUGGUGGCCAUCCCUACAUCUUAUGGGACAGAAUUCCACAGUUUAACAGCACCUUGUGUGAAGAAGUACUUUGUUUUAUGCUGCCCUGGGCUCCUACUGGGAGGAUGGCGGGAUAGCAAUCAAAUAAAUAAAUAAAUUUUGUUGGUCCUGAAUCUUCCAACAUUCCACUUCAUUAGAUAAUGCCACUGAGUCCUAAAUUCUGAGAAUAUAAAAUAAACCCUGCUGGAUCAACCAAAGGAUCCAUUUAAUCUAGCCUCCUUAAUUCCUAUAAUGUCCAGGCAGACUCUUCUGGGUGGCCCAUAGCAGGACAUAAAGGAGAGAGCCCUUCCUUGCAACCAAUAUUCAGAGUUACACUGUCCUUGAAUGUGGGGCUCCAUUUAGUUGUUGUGGUUAGUAACCAUUGAUAGACUUACCUUUGAUGAAUUGGUCUAAGCCCCCUUUUAAAGCCAUUGUCCACGUCUUGCAGCAGCAAGGUCCACAAGUUAAUGAUGUUGCUGCCACCUCUAUUCCAAAUUCCUUUUUCACCACCUAACAGGACUAGGGGAGAGAGAAUCCCUGAAAUCUCAUGGCAGUUUGGAGAACUGUGCUCCCUUCCCAGUCCUGAGGGAAUCAUGUUGAUGGUUCAGGAGGGAGAGUCUUCAAGUGUGGUCCAUACGUAAUUCCGUAUUUCUGUAAACUCCAAGGAGAAAUAAGCUUUUUUUAAGUUUGCACCUAGGCAUUCAAAAUCCUACACCAGAAUUUUGGAGGGAAUUUUGCUACGUUUUACAGAGACCUGGUUGGAUGAAGCUGGGGGGGUUAAUCUCUCCCAGCUUUGUCCACCUGCUUUCUCAGUACAGCAGCAGGCGAGACCUGGGGGACGGGGAGGUGGGGUUGCAGUGGUCUAUCAUGACACCAUUCCCCUGACCAGGUGCCCUCUCCCACAGUUCUCAGGGUUCGAGUGUGUGUACGUGAAGUUAGGUGGCCAGGACAGAAUAGGGAUUCUGUUGGUGUACCGCCCACCCCGCUGCUCCACAGUCUCCCUACCUGAGCUAGCCAGGGUAGUCUCGGGGUUGGUGUUGGAGUCCCCUCGGCUUGUGGUACUGGGUGACUUCAACAUCCACGCUGAGACUGCUCUGUCGGGAGUGGCUCAGGACUUCAUGGCUUCCAUGACAACCAUGGGUCUGUCCCAAGUAUUAUCUGGCCCCACUCAUGUUGCUGGUCACACCCUCGACCUUGUUUUCUGUGUUGGUCGGUAUGAUGGUGAUCUUGGUGUGGAAGAACUUGCGGUGGUCCUGUUGUCAUGGACAGAUCACUACCUGGUCGGGUUUAGACUCACUGGGACCCAGAACCUCUGCAGGGGUGGGGGACCGAUUAGAAUGGUCCGUCCCAAGAGGCUGAUCAAUCCGGAUGGUUUCCUGACGGCUCUUGGUGAUUUUCCUGUCACCUUGGCAGGCGAUCCUGUCGAAGCCCUGGUUGAUCUCUGGAAUAGGGAAAUGGCCAGGGCGGUGGACACGAUCACUCCCGAGCGUCCCCUCUUUCGGAGUGGAGCCAAACCGGCUCCAUGGUUUUCCAAGGAGCUGGUGGUGAUGAAACGUGUCAGACGGGGACUAGAGCGACGUUGGCAGAAGACUCAGAGCGAAGCUGACCGAUCUCAGGCUAGAACCUAUCUGAAGGCCUACUCCGAGGCAGUGCGGGCUAAGAAGAAAUCUUUCUGCUGGGAGCCGUCGGGUGGAACUGUUUUGAGUGGUUAGGGGGCUUUUAAGUUCCAGCCCCCGUGAGGGUAAUUCUGACCACUCAGCAGACCGCUGUCAAGAAUUUGAACGGCACUUUGCAGACAAAGUCGCUCAGAUUCGCUCCGACUUGGAUGCUAAAAUUGAUACAGUCUCUGAGGAUGUAACUUUGGUGCUUGUUUGUCCAAUUAAAAUGGAUUCUUUUCAAUUUUUUUGCCCGAGGAUGUGGACAAGAUAUUUGGAGCGGCGCGUGCCACCACUUGUUCACUGGACCCUUGCCCUUCCUGGCUCAUUAAAAGUACCAGAGGGGGACUGGUCGAUUGGGUCAGGGGAGUGGUUAAUGCCUCUCUACAACAAGGCAGAAUUCCAUCAUGCUUAAAGGAGGCAGUUAUAAGACCACUGCUGAAAAAGCCCUCCCUGGAUCCCUCUUUACUAGGUAACUACCGGCCAGUCUCCAAUAUUCCAUUUUUAAGCAAGAUAAUAGAGCAUGUGGUGGUCGCCCAACUCCAGAGAUUCCUGGAUGAUAUGGAUUGUCUGGAUCCAUUUCAUUCUGGUUUCAGGCCUGGCUAUGGGACAGAGACAGCUUUGGUCGCCUUGGUGGAUGACCUACGCAGAGAACUGGACAGGGGGAGUGUUUAUCUCUUGGUUCUACUGGACCUCUCAGCAGCUUUCGAUACCAUCGAUCAUGGUAUCCUUCUGGGCCGCCUUGCUGAGAUGGGACUUGGGGGCACUGUGUUACAGUGGCUUCAGUCCUUCCUGGGGGACCGAACCCAGAAGGUGGUACUGGGGGACUCCUGCUCGACCCCUUCGCCAUUGACCUAUGGGGUCCCUCAGGGUUCAGUUUUGUCCCCCAUGUUAUUUAACAUUUACAUGAAACCGCUGGGAGAGGUUUUCUGGGGUUUUGGGGUUUGGUGCCAUCAGUAUGCCGAUGACACUCAACUCUAUUUCUCUUUUCCACCUGAAGCCAAGGAAGCCGUACAGGUCCUCAACCAGUGCCUGACAUCAGUGAUGGACUGGAUGAGGGCAAACAAGUUGAGCUUAAAUCCUGAUAAAACAGAGGUACUCCUGGUCAGUCGGAGGGCAGAUCAGGGAAUAGGGAUUCAACCAGUGCUGGAUGGGGUCGCACUCCCCCUGAAGUCUCAGGUUCGCAGUUUAGGUGUACUACUGGACUCAGCUUUGAAUUUUGAUGCCCAGAUUACUGCUGUGUCCAGGAGCACAUUUGCCCGAUUAAAACUGGUGCGCCAGCUGCGCCCGUUCCUGGAUCUGCCUGAUCUGACUAGGGUGAUGCAUGCCUUGGCUACAUCCCACUUAGACUAUUGUAACAUGCUGUACGUGGGGCUGCCUCUGAAGACUGUUCGGAAACUUAAAUUGGUACAAAGAGCUACAGCCAGAGUGCUAACCGGGGCUGGUUACAGGGAUCAUACAACCCCCCUGUUACAACAGCUCCACUGGCUGCCAAUUUGUUUCCGGUCACAAUUCAAAGUGCUGGUUUUGACCUACAAAGCCCUAUACGACUCAGGUCCAGGCUAUUUGACAGAUCGUAUCUCCCUACAUGAACCUGUCCGGGAUUUGAGAUCUUCAGGUGAGGCCCUUCUUGUGCUCCCCACACCUUCGCAAGCACAUAUGAUGGGGACACGAGAUAGGGCCUUUUCGGUGGCCACCCCUAGGCUGUGGAACUCCCUUCCGAGUGAGGUGCGAUCAGCUCCCUCUUGCCGUCUUUCCGGUGACAAGUAAAGACUGUUUUAUUUCAACGGGCAUUUGGGAUAGAGAACGACCAGGAUUAAGUGUCCUAGGAUUGGUGAUUACAUUAUAUGGUUUUAUUAUUUUAAAUUGUCUGCUGUUUUU
This is a messenger RNA of Rhineura floridana, 10985 nucleotides long. RefSeq lists its product as uncharacterized. The record is from RefSeq and is a predicted model, not a curated record. Bases 327 to 5681 code for a protein of 1784 amino acids. NCBI's taxonomy places the organism in Eukaryota, Metazoa, Chordata, Lepidosauria, Squamata, Rhineuridae. The transcript is spliced from 8 exons. Gene Ontology annotation, biological process: regulation of transcription by RNA polymerase II. Gene Ontology annotation, molecular function: RNA polymerase II transcription regulatory region sequence-specific DNA binding; DNA-binding transcription factor activity, RNA polymerase II-specific. Gene Ontology annotation, cellular component: nucleus.